AUGAGCAGCAAUUCUCAGCUAACCCAACAGAGACGCUCUGCGCUCGUCCUCUAUGGCUCCGAAACUGGUAAUUCUCAAGAGGUCGCCGAGGAGCUCGGCGCAUUAACCGAGCGGCUCCAUUUCAAGACCCAUGUUGCGGAACUGAAUCAGUACAAGCCGGAAACACUCAAUUCGUACACGCUGGUGCUACUUGUUGUUUCCACCACCGGGCAGGGCGAUUUCCCGGCUAAUGCGCGAUCGUUUUGGCGAUCGUUGUUGUUGAAGAAGCUCCCCGCGACGUUCUUGCGUGGGGUCAAUUUUGCGGCUUUUGGGUUGGGGGAUAGUUCCUAUCCGAAGUUUAAUUGGGCGGCUCGCAAGCUGCAUAAACGAUUGCUUCAGUUGGGCGCGGAGGAGAUACAUCCUUGCGGAGAGGCGGACCAGCAACAUCCCGAGGGGCUUCGGCAGGUGCCGAUACCGGACAACGUUCAGCUGCCUCCGAAAUGGGUCUUGCAACUACGAGAUGAUGGGGAGGAAUCCUUGACAUCGGAGCGAGCCGCAGGAUUUGAUGCAGGAGUCAAUGGAUCUUCUGAGCUGGACCGACUCGGUCAUGAUCUUCGGCCGCUGCCAGAUACGCUGACGGCGACACUGACAGAGAAUAGGCGGGCGACUGCCGCGAAUCACUGGCAGGAUGUGCGCCAUUUGUCCCUGACCGUCCCUGAAGCAGUGUCCUACGUUCCUGGGGAUAUGCUAUCCAUCACCCCGAAGAACUUCGCCGUCGACGUGGACAAUCUCAUCACGAUGAUGGGCUGGGAGGCAGAUGUCGAUCGGCCGGUGACACUCGUCCCUGGGCCGACAUUGCUCUCGGCAGACGACGAGGAUAUGCCUUCUCCGCCUAUUCAGGGUCUCGACUCAUAUCCCAACCUGACCCUACGCGCUCUCCUUACCGACUACCUCGACAUUCAGGCCAUUCCUCGCCGAGCGUUCUUCGCUACAGUGGCUCAUUACACGGAUUACGAAAUGCACAAGGAGCGUCUUCUGGAGUUCACCAACCCCGAGUUCCUGGACGAACUGUGGGAUUAUACCACUCGGCCGCGACGCAGCAUCCUGGAGGUGUUGCACGAGUUCGACUCGGUGAAGAUUCCAUGGCAGCAUGCGGUCUCGGUGUUUCCGAUCAUGAGAGCGAGACAAUUCAGUAUUGCCAGCGGGGGCGCCCUCAAGCAUACAGCGGAGGGGGGCACUAAAUUUGAGCUGCUGGUCGCUAUCGUCAAGUAUCAGACAGUCAUCAAGCGCAUUCGACAGGGGGUCUGCACCCGGUAUCUAUCGGUGCUUCAACCCGGAAGUACACUGCAAGUGCAGUUGCAGCGUGGGGGCCUCAACUCAUCGGUCAAUCAACUAGUAGGACCGACGGUCUUGAUUGGCCCUGGAACUGGAAUCGCGCCCCUGCGAUCGAUGAUCUGGGAGAAGGCCGCGAUCGUCAAGGCGUACAAGGAAGAAAACCCUGGAGUUGAGCCUCCGAUCGGGCCAACUCUGCUCGUGUAUGGAGGUCGCAACAGAGAGGCGGAUUUCUUCUUCGAACAAGAGUGGGAGGAGUUGGGUGAGCUGGUCCGCUUGAAGGUCCUGACUGCCUUCUCGCGAGACCAGACGCAGAAGGUCUACGUUCAGGAUGUGAUCCGCGAGCAUGUCGGCCUCCUCUUUAAACUCCUGCAUGACAUGCGUGGCUCGGUGUACAUCUGCGGAUCCUCUGGGAAUAUGCCCAAAGCCGUGCGGCAGGCCCUCACUGAGGCAUUUCAGCACGGACCGGAGGUGGAGACUGAUCGGUUCAAUGAACAGGGCGCCGAGCAGUAUCUGCUGGGGAUGGAGAAGACAGGCCGCUCAAUCACAAUGGCCAGCAACCUGCGGAUUCUUGUCCCCAUCAAGCGGGUUAUCGACUAUGCGGUCAAACCCCGCGUGAACAAAGCCAACACCGGCGUGGAGACGGCCGGCGUCAAGCACUCGCUCAACCCCUUCGACGAGCUCUCGGUCGAGGAGGCCGUGCGCCUGCGCGAGCGGCACACCAAGAAGCAGAGCCCGAUCAAGGUGGACCAGAUUCUGGCGCUGUCGGCGGGCGGCCCCAAGUGCGCGGACACGCUGCGCACAGCGAUGGCGAUGGGCGCGGACCGGGCCUUCCACGUCGACGUGGGCGACAGCCCGGACGGCGGGCCGGAGCCCCUGACCGUGGCCAAGAUGCUGCAGGCGGUGGUGAAGCAGGAGAACAUCAACCUGGUGCUGCUGGGCAAGCAGGCGAUCGACGGCGACCAGGGCCAGACCGGCCAGAUGCUGGCGGGUCUGCUGGGCUGGCCGCAGGCGACACAGGCCAGCAAGGUCGAGAUCAAGGACGAGAGCGGCACGGUUGAGGUUACACACGAGGUCGACGGCGGCGUCGAGACCCUGCGCGCGCAGCUGCCCAUGAUCAUCACGACGGACUUGCGGUUGAACGAGCCCCGGUACGCCACGCUGCCGAACAUCAUGAAGGCGAAGAAGAAGCCCCUCGAGAAGAAGACGUUGGCCGACUUCGGCAUCGAGGAUAAGAAGCGGUUGAAGACGAUCAAGGUCACUGAACCUCCCGCUCGCCAGGGUGGUGGUAAGGUUGAGGAUGUGGACGGACUCAUCGGCAAGUUGAAGGAGCUGGGUGCUCUGUAA
Aspergillus aculeatinus CBS 121060 is the source of this 2658-nucleotide messenger RNA. It is a transcript of the gene tah18, whose product is annotated as NAPDH-dependent diflavin reductase. NCBI's taxonomy places the organism in Eukaryota, Fungi, Ascomycota, Eurotiomycetes, Eurotiales, Aspergillaceae. The coding region runs from base 1 to 2658 and encodes 885 amino acids. Gene Ontology annotation, molecular function: flavin adenine dinucleotide binding; FMN binding; NADPH-hemoprotein reductase activity. The record is from RefSeq and is a predicted model, not a curated record. The transcript has 9 exons. Gene Ontology annotation, cellular component: cytosol.